Cyprinus carpio (common carp) is the source of this 5396-nucleotide messenger RNA. RefSeq names its product bone morphogenetic protein 10-like. NCBI's taxonomy places the organism in Eukaryota, Metazoa, Chordata, Actinopteri, Cypriniformes, Cyprinidae. Gene Ontology annotation, cellular component: extracellular region. Gene Ontology annotation, biological process: SMAD protein signal transduction; BMP signaling pathway. Gene Ontology annotation, molecular function: growth factor activity; cytokine activity. The record is from RefSeq and is a predicted model, not a curated record.
GAGCGGUUUGUUUUUGCCUGUAAGCGCAGAAGCUCUUCAGCAGGCACCCUGCUGCUCACCCUACAGAUGAUAAGAUACUCCAGAAGUCAGUGGAAAUACAAACAAAAUACUCACAUGCAUGGAAUUCAGUAGGUUUUGUUUGUGUUGGGGAAAAAAGUCAUCUGUCCACACUUUGAGCAACUUAUUUAUUUCCCAUGAGGGAAUGUUUGACUUUCAAGUACUCGUUUCAUUGCAAUUGAUGCUUACAAACCUCUCUGAGAUACACAGAGAUUCACAGAUAAUAGUUUUGUAAUGGCAAAAAGUGGCUGCUUUCAGUCUAUCCUGCAACCUCUCACACCUCAUUUCAUUUCAAUUUCCGUCACCGCAGAUAUUUAUCCUCUCUCUUUUUCAAGGAUACAGAGGCACUCUUCAGACGUUUGUCAAAAAGAAAUGGUCAAUGAACUUAAGUCCCAACACUCAUAGGAAAUCAUAGGAAAAACAAAUAAACACUAGGCCCAAAAUCUGCCCUGGCUCACCCACCCAAACAAAGGAAGGGGCUUCUGCACGUAUCAGAGCGAUGUUUACAAAAUCCUCAUUAAGGAAAAGAAAGCAGAUAACGGUGCACACACACACACACAGGGACACCACGAACGCUAAAAACGCAGAGCUUCCUAGUUUGUAGAUAAGGGACAGAGAGAGAAAGUAGAGAGCAGGAGGGAGAGAGAGAGAGGAAAAAACAUUUGAAAAGAGAUGCCACAUCUCUGGGACAUCUCUUUCACGUAGUGAAACCACCCUCUAGCCCAAACCUUUCAUCAAAAGGUGAGAAGAAGAAUAAAUGCUCAGAGGUCAGGAAUAGAGGCACUUUAAUGCAGUGACCAGUCUGCGGCUACAUAUAAGAACCAAAACAGCAUAGGACGGCUUUACUUCCCUACAUUCUGCACUGGAGUGACCACUGACCUUCCAUCCAGAAGAAAGGGUUGAGUUCUUUAAAUUGAAGGCAUUUGUCACUGGAUCUCUAGAUUUCGCUCCUGUGAAACUCUGCACCUAUAGCUGAUACACACCUCAUUUGCCUUACAUCAUGGGUGUCAGCAGGAAUUACUUUUGGAUUACGUGUUCAUCCAGCACAUCUGUUUUAUUGGCCUUUUUCCUGCUCUUCUGGGGGCCCUUCUGUGCACAGAGUAGCCCUAUCGGCUCCCCCGAGAGGCUGCGCACCGCUCCAGGGCUGGAUGACGGACAUGGAGGGGUUCUGGAUCCUUCACUUCUGGAGCAGGACAGUGAGGUAGACAUGCAGAGCUUGCUGGAGACCCUGAAGGGACAGUUUCUGCGCACUUUUAACCUGACACGUCCCAGCCCCCCUGUGCAGCAUGGGGCCACUCGAGUAGAGCCCCCUGAGUACAUGCUGGAGCUGUACAACCGUUUCGCCAGUGACCGAACAGCAAUGCCUUCUGCAAACAUUGUACGCAGCUUUAAAAAUGAAGACUCCUCCCCAUCUAGUGUGGGACCUGGUGGAGUGAGACGACACCCACUUAUCUUCAACGUGUCUAUCCCACAUCACGAGAGAGUCACCGCAGCUGAGCUCCGACUGUACACUUUGGUCCAGACUGACCGCAACAAAUACACUGGUGUUGACAGAAAAGUGACCAUAUAUGAGGUCAAACAGAUUGAAAUGAACAGCAGUCAGCAAAUAAGAGGGGACAAUAUUGAUGGAGGAAAUCAAACCAAGCGAGACGGAGAAACAGAACUAGUGGAGUUGGCAUCUCGACAGGUUUAUGGUACAGAUAAUGGGUGGGAAUCCUUUGACCUGACCGCUGUGGUGCAUCUUUGGAGGAAAUCAGACUAUGGCACCACCCACAGGCUGGAGGUCCACAUAGCCAGUUUGAACUCUCAGAGUUUGACGUCAACCGAAGGUAAGGAGGAAGACACCGCCAGAGGAGGGGACAUGGACAUUGACACCAGCCCUGAGGACAAACACAAACCCUUAAUGAUCGUCUUCUCUGAUGACCAGAGCGUAGACCACCGCGGAGACAAACGAGAGCUCAAUGAGCUGAUCCAGCAUGAGACCAGUGGGCCUGGUGUUCAAGACAACCUUGAUCUAGAACUGACCGGUCUCUGGGAUGACCUGGAAGUUAUGGGACAAAAAGAUGGGAAUGAGGAAGAGGUGCAGAGCGAGGAGGCUCUCCUACAGAUGCGCUCCAACCUCAUCUAUGACACAGCGUCUAGAAUCAGACGCAAUGCCAAAGGCAACCAGUGUAAAAAGACCUCCCUCUAUGUGGACUUCAAAGACAUCGGCUGGGACAGUUGGAUCCUAGCGCCCUCCGGUUAUGAAGCCUUCGAGUGUACAGGGACGUGCAUGUACCCUUUGACCAAACACGUUACACCUACUAAACAUGCCAUUGUGCAAACUUUGGUCAGUCUGAAAAGUCCACAACGAGUGUCCAGGGCUUGUUGCGUUCCCACUGAGCUAGAUCCCAUCUCCCUGCUCUACCUAGAUGAUGCAGGUGUGGUGACAUAUCAGUAUAAAUAUGAAGGUAUGGUGGUAGCGAAGUGUGGAUGCAGAUAGUAUUUAAUGGACAUGGAGAAGUGGGGUGAAUCUGGGCCACAAGCUUAGAGUUUGGAUUGGAAAGAGACUAAAAGGCAGUCAUUGUCUACGACUAAUAUUCUAAGUUUCUUCCAAAUGGCAGUGGAUGAGCUCUUACUCCCAACCUUAACAGCGUUAGCAGGAGUCAUGUAAUCAGUUGUGGAAUCAGCCAAUUCUGGAGCCACGUGACGAGGGGCCACAAUGCAACAUUUAGUGGGAACGGUGACCAUUUCAUCCCUGCUGAACAAGGAUUGGGUGGAACAUAAGACAAUAAUUGAACCACUGACACGCCUCAAGAUCAGCCGGGAUAUCUUAUCAGUAAAGACUGAAGUUUAAAUCGUUUGCGUCAGCAGAGUCCUCGCUAAGUGGGUGUUUCGUUAAGAUGGCAGCGAACUCAAGCACCACAGGGUCAGUCCAGUGACAUUACCAGAGACAAGAAGCCUGUGAAAUGGCCUGUUUCCACAAAGCCCAGUAUCGUAUCUGUCGUGACACCGCCAAGUCAAUAUGCAGCUUCCUGCUUAACAGAAUGCAUUUGAUAUGAACUGUCCAAGUUGAAGUGAAAUGUUUAUCAGAAAAGUCUUGUAAAUGAAGGGUAAAACAGACCAGAACGGACCAGUCUGGACUUUCGAAUGUAUCUGAGAACAACUCCUAUUAUGGAUAUCCGCAGUCUUACAACAAUGGGUCUCAUUCAUUAACUAGUCAUGCACAAAUCUAUGUGUGAAAUCUGCAUAAAGGACAAAUCAUUAUUCAGCAUUGCAUUUUGUGCUAAAAUUCAUUCUAAAUUAAUGAAAACAUUGGGAACAGCUAAAACAACACACCAGCAAAAAUGUUGACUCUGGGUGGAAGAUGAAAUUUUAAGAAGAGGUUCCAUCAUAUAGAAUAAAAAGUAAGAAAAGUACAUUAUAGCUUGAGUUUUAAUGUUUUUCUAUUUAAAAAAAAAAAACAGUACAUCUGUACUUAUGUACAGCUGACUAAUGAGAGGUUUGUAAUCUGGGUCUGUAUAAAAGGUCUAUUGUAUUUGAACUGGUUUUAAGUUUUCAUGUAAAGGUUGUGCGGAAAGCACUUGAUGGUUUGGCCAUGUUUUAUGCAAAUAAGUAUUAAAAUUAGAUUAGACAAGAAGAAAUUCAUGUGCAUAUGUAAGUGUUAUGCAAAAGUGUUUUGUGAGAAGUACUCCUGUGGGUAUAAACACAAAACAAUCCAUGCAAUUAUUAAUGAAGAAAACCCAUUAUUUCAGUGCAAAACCUGGCAAUAAACAGAUGAUCAUGAAAGAGAGACAUUGGAAAAGGACAGUAUGAACUUCUGAAAUGUCUCAAAGCAAUUAAGCUGUUUUGAUAUAUAACGCUUUCUUGGGCCACUUAUCUUUUCUUCAGUAACAUUUCUUCCUACUGAAAUCUUGUCUGCAUUUCACCAUGGAAUUCAUUCACAAAUCAGCCUGUCACUGCUGAGAUGUGAGAAUGGGACAGUUGACAAAGGACGCAUGCUGUACAUCUUAGUCGGUCCGGCUCGCUCCAUUGGCGACAGACGGCAUCAACAAGGGGGAUACUGGGGGCUCCCCCCCCCUCCCGCUCCACAUGCCGUGCGAGCUGCGCUUCCACCCCGAAGCACGGCUGUGAUAAGAAGGUGUCAGGACUGAAAAACAUGUGUGUUAGGACCAAAGACAAUUCCAAGCUGAUUCCUGGGAAUGAGAAGCCAGUUGGCAGUUGUAUAUCAUAUCUACUUUUUGACCCCAGUCUACCCUAAAGCGAAGACACAUCAUUUACUCCCCAUCGCUCUCCUCCUGUAGUCUUUCGUCAUUCUUCUUCUCCUUUUGGACCCUUAUCACCUUUAGGGCAGGAGGAUGAAUGGAAACUGUCUGGCAAGGUCAUGCCACCCACAGAUAUCCUUCACAAGACUUUUCAACCUGAUAAUAUCUUCCAGGAUUAUUCCCAUGCCUGAUGCAUACUUUGCAUUACUGACUUUGAUAUUAACUUUACUGUUGUUGAAGUACAAAUUGUGUUCUGCUGCUUUGAAUAAUUAUAAAGCUUAUUUAUUGAUUAAUUUAUUUGUUUUUAUUAUUAUUUAGGUGAUUUUGUAUAGUAAUACUGUACAUAUGACUACAUACACUAUUCACAGUAUAUGAUACUGUAUGAUGUUGUUGCGCAAAGAAUAUGGGUAUCCUAUUAAUUGUAAUUAUUUAUCAUUUUCUCAUGUAGUAUGUGUUCAAAUACUCAGUGAUGUUGUAUGUGCUUUAAUCAACUGCUUUCCAAGCACUGACGUCUUGUUAGGAUUUGUAUUUAUCUUUAAAUAGUUUGUUGAUCCUCUUGUCCCUUGCACCCAAACACUCCAUAACUCCUUAACAAGAUAUAUUUAGCAACGAUCAGUCCAGAGCUCGCUGUUUAGACAUUGGGUGUGGGAGCGAUUCAUAAAUUUAACUUCCCAUUGAAGACCAGCAGCUCAAAGGCCCAUAGUUUACAAGUGUCAAACAGAUCCAUGUCCAUGGGAAGCUGACUGGAAACAAACGACCACACAGGCUCAUCUGCUCUGCAGCUUGAAACUGUGCAGAUGUAUUUGCUUCUUUUUUGGGGUUUAGGGUGGGGGGCUUAGGAAGUGUUUAGCUUUAUUCUCUAUAUAUUUAAGAUGUGAAGUUAGUAAUUGUCAGUUGCCAUUGUGAAACAAUGUAUUUUGCCAUGUACAAACGCACAGUUGAAAAUAAAAUGAUAUUUUAAAGAAACUUUCUGUGAUAUUGUGAUUUUUUUUUUUUUUUACUAUUCUAGUAUUUAAUAACAAAUUUAUCAUUGACAAGACUUUUCUAUCCACUGUAGUCCUGUUAAUGUCCAAGUGGAAACUUGAUGGUUAUUGU